AUCAUUACCUGAAGCACCUAUAUAUUAUUAUUAUUAUAUAUAUAUAUUCUUAUAUCUUUAUACAUAUACCAUAAAAUGACAAACAGCAUUACAGUCAAAUGGGGAAAACGACAUUUCAAAAUUGAAUUUGAUGAUUACGAACAGCAAUUAGAAGACACAACUGUAGGCGACUUGAAACAAAGGUGUCAUCGGCUGACAGGAAUCAAUACUACUGAAAUAUCUCUGUCUGCUUAUGGAGCUGUAAUGAACAAUGACAAACUUCCUCUUGGUGCCUACAGUAUUCGUCCUGGGUCCAAGGUCAUUAUGAAGGUCCACAAAAAGCCUAGUGAUACACUGCCUGAUCCAAUUGCUCCGAUCAGUUCAAACGAAGCAGCUACAUUGGCUAAACUUCAAGCCAUUCAAACCAGACUUUCAAGCCAACUAAUUCCCGAUAUUAACGCGUAUGAGGAGCGUGUAAAAGCCUUUGGGGUUCAGUCUGGUGACGAAAAGGCAAAAAAGAAACUUUUGGAGCAUGGAAUUUAUCUAGGCGAACAAUUGAUGCAAAUCUUGUUCCAGCUUGACGGUGUUAUGAUUGAGCCUGGGUUUGAGACCGCUCGACAGGCACGAAAGAAUGGAGUAAAAACAGCCCAGACCCUGUUGGAUCGUUUAGAUGGGAUUAAGGGUUCAACAAAAAACUUUGUUUAAAGAAAAGAAAGAACCUGACAUUCGGACAAUUGUUUAUUGAUAAAAAAUUGGUAGAUAAAUAUGAAUAUAUAAGUAUAAGUAUAAAUGUAAAUGUAACUAUAAAUAUAUGAAUAUAUCUACAGGCACACACACGCACGCACAUGUAAGAAAAUAAUAAAAGGGAAGAAAAAGAGUAAUAUUUAUGGAAAAAGAACUUCAUCUUGGCCUGAGCCAGUAAAAUCAAAAUCAAAGUCAAAGUCAAGAAAAUUAUUACGAGGAGAGCUAGGAGGGGAAAGAAGUAUAGAAGGUUGUAAGAAAUGGUUUUCGAAUUCGGCCAGGACUUGGUCUUCAUCAAGUAUUUGUGCGGGUGUAGAGGAUUGUGUGUCGGAAACGGUGUAGGUAGAUAGCGAUGUUGUGGGAAUGGGUCCAAAGAGGUCGAAAGUAAGAGAGUUAUCCAUGUCAGGUUUUGUAUUUUGUGUAGAGGCACGAUGAGGGGAUCGUUGCCGUGGACGAUGAUAAGGAUGACUUUUGUGUUGCCGAGCGCGUCUGUGUAAGGUUCUGUGUCCAGGGGAAGGUGUAGAGUUGUCCGGGUAGGUUGGUCUGUCGUUGUAAUCAGAAGAGCAAGAUGUAGAGGUUGUAUGAAAUGCUUUUAGGGUGGAAGUUCUGGAUCGGCCAGGGUAAAAGACGACAGGGCUGGUGUUUUCCUGGACGUGUGACUCGAAAUCCAUGGAGUUUUUGGAUGGCUGGCCCUUUGGUUUGGAUGAUCUCUCUUCAAUGGGCGGGAGAAGGGGGAACAGUGAUGAGGAGUGUGAAUAAUAUUCAUUGUUUUGAGGGAAGAAAGCACCGGAAAGAGGCGUGGAAGAAAUUGUUGGCUUUUGAAGGCGGGGUAUUUGGGAAAGGGCCUGUAGAGCAAGAAGUGUAUCACUUGUUACUCUUGCUUCGAGUUGCUCUUGUAUUUAUCGCUGAUUUACAGCAAUGCGAGCAAGCAAAAGAGAAAAU
Molecule: messenger RNA, 1662 nt
Organism: Phycomyces blakesleeanus NRRL 1555(-)
Lineage: Eukaryota; Fungi; Mucoromycota; Mucoromycetes; Mucorales; Phycomycetaceae
Exons: 3
Coding region: 76-684 (202 amino acids)
Biological process (GO): protein stabilization
Cellular component (GO): membrane; nucleus; cytoplasm
Molecular function (GO): adenyl-nucleotide exchange factor activity; protein-folding chaperone binding
Source: RefSeq, a predicted model, not a curated record